CGAUUCAUUCAUCCUGCUCACUUGGUACAGUUCAGUUGACAGUUGACAGGCGACUCGCAACUCGUACAGUGUCCAACGACGUGACGAUCGAGCCCCUUGUUCUCCCAUAAUAAGAUCGAACUUAGGAAGGCAGCAAGUUGUGAACGCAGCAAAAACGAUAUUGUGCAUAUUGUGUGUACUGUAGUGAACGGUCCCUGAAAGUCUAACUCAACAAAACCCGCGGUUCGAAAACCAUUCAGCGCGCGUGUUGCAGAUCAGAAAGUGAAACCGAACCGAUAAUCCCGAUGGCGCACAAGAUGAAGUUCUUCGGCACCUUACUCCUGAUGACGUUGGUCGUGCUGAGCGUGGUGCACCUUACACGGCAAGCGUCCGUGUCCCUGCAGGUACUAUCCCGUGCUGAGCGAUCUACCUCCAACUACACGCUGGAGAAAAAAUGUGAAAGCAACUCACCGUGCGGUUGGGCCAUCUACUCAACCGUGACCAGAUUUAUCGAAAAGUUCGAAAAAAACACUUGCGACUGCCCAAAACCGUUGCUGUGCAUCCGGACGGAGGACGACAUCACUACCGGCACGUACGUGUACCGCUGUCGAGAAGGCAGCAACGGCAUAGCGUCCUAGUCCCAAGAUUAAGCUUUCCGCGACAUCCUGAUUGGUGCCCCAAAAACGCAUUCAAUGGAACUUCAAACUCCACCGUUAAAGACACGCGAUGCGUGGCCUGCGGCCGCCUCGGUUGUAUAUUUCUAACUCCUAAAUAUUAUCCAAACAAACAACUAUCUAUGUGUAGGGAGGACAACGACACGGAGGAGCAACACAAAAUACUCUAAGAGCAUUGUUUAGCGUGUAAGGCAGUAUGUAAGAAACACACAGAGAAGCAGAAUGGCUAGCUCUAGUGCCGCUGAUUUUGGGUGGAUGAGUGAAGGUUUUGCGGGUUUUUAUUUUGUUGCAGCCACAUAUUUAAAACAAACCAACAGGAACUGCACUUAUUUAUAUGUUUGCUUAGAUGCUUCUCCCGUUUUAUUUGUUCUAUAUCCUUCUCUUCUUCCUUGGCAUUAUUUGGUUUUCCAAGCUGGGCAUAUCUAAUAUGCCGCCUCGUUUAUUUGCAGUGAAAGUAUAGUUUUCCUCUGUAAAGUCACUAUCGCGAGACUUACAAUCCAUCCUUACUACCUUAGCCCAGAUAGCGUUUCCCGGGGACGGUGCGUCAUAUUGAUGCUGUCCGCUCGACAUUUUAAAUCCGCCGGCUUUAAGCACUGUUAAGCAUUGCCCAACUCCUCAUACGCUCAAGUUUCAUCUUUCCUGGUUAUGCGCACGUAAACAAGGUGUCCCCGCAAGAUGGACGAUAAAAUGAAUAUUAAGGCUUCUCGACUAUUAAGAUAAAAUUUGAAAUCGUCAUGUCUCAUCAGCGAAAGGAGAGAGGAAGGGAGAGAAAGAGAGAGAAAGACGAUAGCUUCAUCUAGCUUUUAAGGCAGCACCUUCCAAUACCAAUGUGGAGAACCUAAGAAAGCUCGGUACCCAGAACCAUCCUUUUUUGUCUAGCCUAGCAUAGUAGUAUUAGCGUUUGGUCCAAAAGGGAAGAUAGCGGGAGUUCACCACGAGUUUUGUCCUUUCUGUGCGAAUUCUUUUUAUUUUGUCAAAUUAUUGUUCGUACUUAAGAUAAUGUUUGCAUGUAGGAUUUUUACAGUACGGUGCAAAAUACUGAUAAGCAGGGAGGAUUCAACGAGGAGGAAGCACAACUGCUGGAGGUCGCAACCAAUAGUUUCUCAACUUCUUUGAAAGUAAUACUAGAUCCAAGGUGUAUCUAACUAUUUCCGAUGUUACAGACACAGCUUGAAGUAGUGUAAUGGCACAUCCCACCUCUCCAGAUAACUACUCUACUACAGACAGUAUUCAACUUGAAUCCCUACAGCCUCCCUCCAGCCUAUACUAUUAAAGAGAACCAUUUCAGCAGCAGGAGGUACUCAAGCUACUCUUAUAUCAAUAACGACAGCAAUGAUUUUGGGAUGUCAAAUAAAAGCAUGUGAAACUAAUAA
Molecule: messenger RNA, 2026 nt
Organism: Anopheles darlingi
Lineage: Eukaryota; Metazoa; Arthropoda; Insecta; Diptera; Culicidae
Exons: 3
Coding region: 285-617 (110 amino acids)
Source: RefSeq, a predicted model, not a curated record